Molecule: messenger RNA, 2630 nt
Organism: Cydia amplana
Lineage: Eukaryota; Metazoa; Arthropoda; Insecta; Lepidoptera; Tortricidae
Gene: fus
Product: RNA-binding protein fusilli
Exons: 16
Coding region: 317-2266 (649 amino acids)
Molecular function (GO): mRNA binding
Source: RefSeq, a predicted model, not a curated record
CGCACUGACAAGGGGGCAAGCGAGCGGCACUCGCAGUCUCGAUCAUACCAUCCCGCAGACAGACCGUUUUAAAAAACAAAACAAUUUUUUUAAGAAAAAACCCAUCAUUGUCUGUGUUUUUCCGUGCGGGUUUUUAAAAACUACAGUUCCAAACAGUGCAACGUACAAAGUGAUGUGAUUAUUCGAUUUUGGAAACGGAUGCUCGAUUAGCGGUACAUUGCUCAACGAGUUUCUAGCGGCAAAACGGUGGGCAUAUCGAGAAUUCGGGCAUGAGAGUGUAGUUUUUUUUAAAGUGUUGUCAUCGUUGUAUGGCACGAUGAUAUCGGGAGGAUGGGUUUGCGCGCUGCACGUGAGGACGGCAGGCCUAGGGGGCGCAGCCCUGGGCUCGGACGAGGAGGAAGUGGUCUACCUGGCCUAUAUUGUCAUUGACGUGAGCAAUAAUCAGGUGAUCGGAGAACGGGAAUAUGCCGUCCGGCCGACGCGGAGGCCCUCUGAGGAGCUCCAGACCGGCCAGCCCCUAGAAGUAGUUGUACAACAGUUCGACGAGUUCGCGCGCUCGCUACAAGUGGACCCGCACUCCCCCCUCUUCAGGCUAGUCACAGACGGACAACCCCCACUUAGACAAUGUCUCCACCCGGAGGCGUGCAGCAAGGAGCUGACGCUGCCCGCGUACUACGCGCGCUUUCACGACCUGCGCAAGGAGUUCAUGCGCGCGUGCGCACUGCGCGCCGUGCCCCCGCCCGAGCCCACGGCGCUACAGGACAUGCUUACUUAUUUAGGUAUACCCCCGUACACGGGAGACAAUUUCUACGCGGCCGAGGUCAAAGACAUGGCCAGUGUUAUUAGGAGAAUAAUUUCAGACGGUUUCCGACUAGAGCUGCCGGAGACGGUCGACUUAGUAUUAGAGACUGGAAUAUGUUCAAAAGACGAUGAAAUCGACGGUAACUGCAUAGUGCGCGCGCGGGGUCUGCCCUGGCAGUCUUCAGACCAGGACAUCGCCAAGUUCUUCCGAGGACUCAAUGUUGCCAAGGGCGGAGUAGCGCUCUGCCUGUCCCCCCAGGGCCGCCGCAACGGCGAGGCGCUGGUGCGAUUCGUGUCACAGGAGCACCGAGAUAUGGCGCUCAAGAGGCAUAAACACCACAUAGGCCCGCGGUACAUCGAGGUGUACCGGGCGAGCGGCGAAGAUUUCCUCUCGGUGGCGGGCGGCGCGACGUGCGAGGCCGCCGCGUUCCUCUCCCGCGGCGCGCAGGUCAUCGUGCGCAUGCGCGGACUGCCCUACGACGCCACUCCUGCGCAAGUGCUCGACUUUUUCUCAACCGGCGACGAGCCGGUGCAAGUUCUAGAUGGCGCUGAAGGCGUUCUGUUCGUCCGCCGGGCCGACGGUCGCGCCACCGGCGACGCUUUCGUACUGUUCUCCAAGGAGGAAGACUCGCCUAAAGCCCUGUCCCGGCAUCGGAAGCUGAUCGGACAGAGAUAUAUCGAACUGUUCCGGUCUACUACCGCUGAAGUUCAACAGGUGCUGAACCGCUCGCUAGAGCCGCGCACGCCAGCCAGCACGCCGGCAGCGCCCGCGCCGGCCGAGGGCCUGCUGCCCGUGGCGCUGGUGCCGCAGCACGUCAUCACCUCCGGCACCGCCAAGGACUGCGUCAGGCUCCGCGGCCUGCCUUAUGAGGCGCAGGUUGAAAACAUCUUGACUUUUUUGGACGAGUUCGCGAAGAACAUCGUCGUCCAGGGCGUCCACAUGGUUUAUAAUGCGCAGGGUCACCCGAGCGGCGAAGCGUUCAUCCAGAUGGACAGCGAAACGAGCGCGUUCCUGUGCGCGCAGCAGAAGCACCACCGGUACAUGACGUACGGCAAGAAGCAGCGGUACAUUGAGGUGUUCCAGUGCUCCGGCGACGACAUGAACCUGGUGCUGACGGGCGGCGUGACGCCCGCCACCUCGCCCAAGGUGCUGUCGCCCGGGCCUCUUACAUAUUACUACCCGACGAUGGGCCCGACGCUGCCGCCGCCGCUGGUCUACUGGGGGUACCCGACGCCGCCCGUCUCGCCCGCACACUACUACCACCCGCCUCACCAUCCGCAGACUAUGGUAACGAACACUUAUGCCGGAUGUGGUGUCAGUUGGAGGCGGGUCCCCCCUCCCCAUCCCCCCUCCCGCGGCGUGUCCGGAAUGGCCCAUAUACAUGGUCAAUUAGUCAAGCUUCUUGUUGGCUCAAAAUUAAUUAGACCUAUAGACCGUAGCAAUCACAACACAACUAAAAAUUAAUGAACAUUAUUUUUUAAACAUUUCGAUAGUUUAUUUCAUGAUGUUAUUGUUUAUAUUUUUUCAACGUUACAAGCACACGUGUCAUUUAAAUAUGUCGACAGCAAUGCUUAGUUUUAAAAGUUUGUGAAAAUUGUAUUUUAAGAUAUUUAUGCAACAGAAAGUAAAACAUCACUUUCUAACAAAAUAAUAAUUUAAUGGCUCAAAUGUAGGUAGUGAUAUUUUCAAACAAAUAAUUAUAUCAUUAUGAUAUUAUUCUUAUUAUAAAUGUAUUAUUUAUAAAUAAGCUACACGUUACGUUUUUGCAAUUUUCAAAAUUUUUGAAUGUUGUUUCCCAAAAAAUCUAUAUAUCUGUUGUUAUUUUUAA